Messenger RNA from Paramacrobiotus metropolitanus, 1659 nucleotides. RefSeq names its product ethanolamine-phosphate cytidylyltransferase-like. The coding region runs from base 226 to 1374 and encodes 382 amino acids. Lineage: Eukaryota; Metazoa; Tardigrada; Eutardigrada; Parachela; Macrobiotidae. The record is from RefSeq and is a predicted model, not a curated record. Gene Ontology annotation, cellular component: cytoplasm. Gene Ontology annotation, biological process: phosphatidylethanolamine biosynthetic process. The transcript has 4 exons. Gene Ontology annotation, molecular function: ethanolamine-phosphate cytidylyltransferase activity.
AAUCAAUUCCUGAUUUUAAUCUGGUUAACCCAUUAAUUGCUUGAGUAAAGUUGUUCACGGCAUCGUUUCAGGCUACAACUUAUUAACCAAAGGAAAUCACGACUUUUCGUAUUUAUCGAUCACCCGUUUUCCGAGAGCGCUUUGUGCAGCUGCUUUGAGCUUUCGUCGAUAGGUUAAAGUAGACAAAUUAAAUUUGAACGUAUUCUUCGAUCACUGGUAGUUAGAAUGUCCGAUCCACGACCGGGAGAAAAUGGAGACGGAAACGGUUCCGUGGGCGGAAAAGACGGUGGAAAGUCUGUUCGUGUGUGGUGCGAUGGAUGCUAUGACAUGGUGCACUUUGGACACGCCAAUUCUCUUCGCCAGGCGAAAGAAAUGGGUGAUUACUUGAUUGUCGGUGUGCAUACUGACGAAGAAAUCCGCAAACAUAAGGGCCCUCCCGUUUUCAACGAACAAGAACGCUAUCGUAUGGUACGAGCCAUAAAAUGGGUGGAUGAAGUUGUCGAAGCGGCGCCGUAUGUUACCACAGCGGAGACAUUGAAAAAGUACAACUGCGACUUUUGCGUACACGGUGAUGACAUUACCAUGACUGCUGACGGGAAAGAUACUUAUCAAGAAGUGAAAGACGCAAAAUUAUACAAAGAAUGCAAGCGAACCGCUGGAAUUUCCACCACUGACCUUGUUGGCCGUAUGCUUUUGCUGACACGCGAUCAUUUGAACAACCUUUCCGAUGGACCAUUGUCUCCUCACGAUCUGGGCAAGGUCCAUAGCCCAUACACUGGUGUUUCCCAGUUUCUCCAGACGACCCGUAAAAUUGUUCAGUUUGCUGAAAAUAAAGCACCGAAACCGGGCGAUCGGAUCGUGUACGUGGCCGGAGCUUUCGAUCUGUUCCACAUUGGUCACUUGGACUUUCUGGAGAAGGCCCGAGCUGAGGGAGAUUAUCUGAUUGUUGGCCUGCAUUCAGAUGCAGUGGUCAAUCGAUACAAAGGCGCUAACCAGCCGAUCAUGAAUUUAAACGAGCGCGUACUAAAUGUUUUGGCUUAUCGGUGUGUGGAUGAAGUGGUUAUUGGAGCGCCAUAUGCUGUCACCGCGGAACUGAUGGACCACUUCAAUGUUGGUGUAGUCGUGCAUGGGAUUACUCCCAUCUUCGAAGAUGUGGAUGGAACUGAUCCAUACGCGGAACCGAGGAGACGAGAUAAAUUGCUGAUGAUUGACUCGGGUAAUCCGCUGACAACGGAGGAUAUCAUCAAGCGCAUUUUGAAAAAUCGUGAAGAAUUCUCCGAGAGGAAUAAGAAAAAGGAGAAGAAAGAGAUUGCAGCGUAUGAAGAGUACCGAAAGCGAACAGUCUCUUCUCCGCGUUCACCUCCUGUGAAAUGAUCAGGGAUCAACGAAACGGAGACAUGAACCGCAGAUCGUAGUGAAAUUGUAUCAGUGAUUUCAUGGUCCGUUUUUUGUGGUCACAAUUUGAUACAUACAAGAACAGUCUCACUGUUUUGUUUAGCUUCAAGAAGUAGAAGCCACAAUUAGGAUUCACUUCCAACAAAUCGUUCCUAGUCGAAGCUUUCCUGUGCAUUUUUCAACGUGUUGGUAGUUUAGUACUAAUCGUAUCGUAAGUUGUGACUUCCGGUUCUGGUUUGCAAACAAAUCAUGAUUGUCCCUUUG